Asterias rubens (European starfish) is the source of this 2882-nucleotide messenger RNA. Its product is annotated as major vault protein-like. Gene Ontology annotation, cellular component: nucleus; cytoplasm. The record is from RefSeq and is a predicted model, not a curated record. The transcript has 25 exons. Bases 109 to 2685 code for a protein of 858 amino acids. NCBI's taxonomy places the organism in Eukaryota, Metazoa, Echinodermata, Asteroidea, Forcipulatida, Asteriidae.
GGUGUGGUACGUGUUGCUGUUGUGUACUGUUGGUAUUGGACCUGCGUUGUUUUCUCCACUUUUUACAGACUUAAACCAGUUAAAACCUCUUUGAAAACGUGGCGAGCAAUGGCUGGAAUUGUGAACAUCGGUCCAGUAGAGUUUGUUCACGUUUUAGAUGUGGGAACAAAUAUAACUCAUCUUGAGGUCGGGCCAAAGAGGCUGAUGUUACAGAACAAUGAGCAGUUGGUAGCCGGACCUAUACCAUGUGUUAUUGUUCCUCCUGGUCACUACUGCCGCAUCAAAGACCCAAUGAGUAAUUAUGAAGCAGGUCAACAAUGUCAGCUAAAGCAUGGCCAUGUCGACGUUCGCUUUCAUCAGGAUCCAUUUCCAUUGUACCCUGGAGAGAUACUGGAAGGUGUUGGAGCGCUACAGUCAUCAUCACAAGGGUACAGCAAGGCUAUCCAGCCCCUGCCUGUGGUCAAACCUAAUCAAGCCAUUCGUCUAAAGGCUGUCCUUGACCAUGAAGCCGAUGGGAUUGAGAGACUAGCCGGUGACCUCUGGCAGCUUGAGGGACCUUUGACCUAUCACCCAACUUCAUAUUCUAAAAUAGUGGCAUGGAUUGAGCCUAAAGUGAUAGGUCAAGGAGAAGCGCUACAGUUGAGAGCAAGCCAAGAAUAUACAGACAGAGAGGGAAUCACCCGUGUUGCUGGUGAAGAGUGGAUGGUGAGGAAAGAAGGAGCAUAUCUCCCAGGUGUGUUUGAAGAGGUGGUUGAGGUUGUCUCGGCCUACAUAUUGAAACAAGAAGUGGCGUUACACCUUCUAGCCGAGCACAGCUGCAGAGAUGCUCUGGGCCGUCUCAGACAGGCUGGCGAGGAGUGGCUGGUCACAGUGGACGACACUGAAAUGUACAUCCCAGAAAUAGGAGAGAAAGCAGUUCAGCCCAUCACCAAGGUAGUCCUUGAGAAGAGUCAAUACUGUGUGGUGUGCAACCCGGUAGAUGCAGAUGGCCACGCCCAGUUAGGAUGUGAGGAGCUCCGUAAGGGUCAUACAAGCUUCUUCCUUCAUCCAGGUGAAUUCAUUAAGAAUGGUAUACAGGAGCAGUUUGUUAUGUCUGAAGAUCAAGCUAUUGUUCUACAAGCUACUAAUGAGUUUGAAGAUGAUACUAUGCCAGGGAAGGCUAAGAAGAGGAUUCCUGGUAAUCGCUGGAUGAUUAAGGGUCCAAUUUGCUACAUUCCACCUGUUCAAGUUCAGGUUGUGGACCAGGGUAAUCAAACCCUAGUGAGGCAAGCUAUACCCCUUGAUGAUUUGGAAGGAAUCUACGUACGCAACUUGAAAACAGGCAAGGUUCGAGCAGUGAUGGGUCCUGACUCUUAUCUUCUGACUGCGGAUGAACAACUCUGGGAAAAAGAUCUGCCUCCUUUAGUCGUGAAAAUUCUGCAGAAUGGAGGAGGAUAUGGAGAGGGAGAUAUAAGAAAGCUUGCUUACUUUGAAUCAUCCAUUGAUGCUGACUAUGCCCUAGACAAGAAAAGAGAUAAAACCAGAGUGGUCAGGUACCGUUGCCCUGGAAACACAGCAGUGCAGGUGUACAAGUAUCAGGAGAAAACUGCCCGUGUUGUCUUUGGUCCUGACAUGGUGAUUCUUGGUCCUCAAGAAGACUUCAACGUUCUCAGUCUAAGUGCCGGGAAGCCGAAGGUGGAGAAGGCCAUGCAGACGAUCUGCCUGAUGCUUGGCCCGGAUUAUAUUACAGAUAUAUUAGAGGUUGAAACUUCUGAUCAUGCCAGGCUGAGAGUGAGAAUUGCUUUCAACAAUUUCUUUGAGUUUGAACGAGGAAAUGAAGCAUCAGAAAAAUCCAUCUUUGCUGUUCCUGACUUCAUUGGUUUUGCUUGCAGACAAGUGGGUAGUCGUAUCCGUGGAGCUGUUUCUCAGGUGCGGUUUGAUGAAUUUCAUCGCCAUUCCAAUAAGCUACUCCAGAGGGCAGUGUUUGGUGUAGACGCUAAGGGAAACAUGAGGAAUAGACUGAAGUUUGAAGCCAAUAAAUUGGUGAUUAGCAAUGUUGACAUCCAGGGGAUUGAGCCAGUGGAUGUAACUAUGAGAGACAGUCUGAUCAAGUCAGUACAGAUGGCUAUUGAGAUAGCAACCAAAUCAAUAGAGAGAGCUGCUGCUCACGAUGCUGCCAGGAAGGAGCAAGAAGCCAGAGGGGUCUUGGAUCGACAGAAACUGAUGAAUGAGAACGAAGCUGAGAAACAGAGGACCUUGCUGUUUGAGUUACAGGCAGAAGCUGCAGCUAUAGAGUCUACAGGCCAGGCCAAAGCAGAGGCUCAGGCCAGGGCCGAGUCACUCCUGAUCGAGUGUCACAGUGCGAUUGACUCAGCGAGACUCAAAGCACAAGCUGAAGAGAUCAUCCACGGCACCGAGUUAAAAACCCAGAGUCAGCUGCGCAUGUCAGAACUCGGCUAUAAUCAACGCCAGAAUGAGGUGGAGAUCAACAGAUUAAACAAACUCUCCGAUAUUGAGGUAUCUCAGUUUGACUCCAUGGUGAAUACCCUCGGGGCAAGUACCAUUGCUGAUAUUGCCAACUCCGGACCAAAACUUCAGGCAGAGCUUCUGGGGAGCCUUGGGAUCGAGACUACACUCAUUAUGGAUGGUAACAAUCCUGUCAACUUGUUCAAUACAGCCAAGGGCAUGAUAUCAGGGCACCAGUGAGAAACCAACAAGGAAGGUCGGUAUAAUAAUAAAUGUUACCCAAUGGGUAUAGAUACAUAAGUGAAUACCCAUUGGGUAUCUGAUAUCUGUUGACAUAUGUAGGCUGUAUCUGACGUGUAGAUCAGACCUUUAAAAAAUAAACCACCAACCGCUACAUAGGUUUAAAGACACUGGACACUAUUGGUAACUGUCAAAGA